Messenger RNA from Ipomoea triloba (trilobed morning glory), 900 nucleotides. RefSeq lists its product as uncharacterized. The record is from RefSeq and is a predicted model, not a curated record. Lineage: Eukaryota; Viridiplantae; Streptophyta; Magnoliopsida; Solanales; Convolvulaceae. The coding region runs from base 1 to 900 and encodes 299 amino acids. The transcript has 2 exons.
AUGGCAACAGCAGAUUUGUUAUCACAGAAUAGAGCAACCGGGUUGUUAUUGUCUGCAUUCAGAUCUCUCAGCAAAUAUAAGAGCCAUUGGAUUUCACAAACUGUGGAAGCUAGAGCUCUGUACUCAGCUUCAGAGGAGGACCUUGACACAGUGGCUUUGAACAUCUCUGGGUUUAUCCACAAACUGGCUCAGCUGUUGCACUGCAUAAGAGAUAUCAGGCCUGGUAUUGGGGAUAGCGUAAUGUACUUCGACAAAGCCUCAGACAUCUGGAACGCUCUUCAUAAGAGGUAUUCUCAAUCUGAUCCUCACCGAAUUUCUGAGAUUCAAAAUGAGAUAUUCAGGAACAUUCAAGGUAGCUUGACAGUCAAUGAAUACUUUACCAAAUGUAAUGCCCUAUGGCAGCAGAUGAAUGCUUUGAGACCUCUGCUCCAAUGUGAGUGUGUUCCUAAAUGUUCCUGCACUCUCAUGCGUAGAAUGCAGAAGGAGAGAGAGGAGGAUCAAAUAAUUAGGUUUCUAGAGGGCCUAAAUGAAAAAUAUAAAACCAUUAAGUCUGGAGUGCUAGUAAUGGACCCUAUUCCAGAUAUGGAGAAGGUCCUAAAUAUGACAUUGAAAGUUGAAAGGAAGAUUAGAGGAUCAUUGAAUCAAAAAUGUGGUGACAUAAUUCAAUCCAAUGCUGUUCAAAAUAACCAACAAACUGGGGAAGAACAAUCUGUUGUGGCAGCUGCCACUUCUAACUACAAGAAGAAGUUCACCAACAGUGGAGGAAGGAAUGUGCCAAAGUGCACUUUCUGUGGAAUGCUUGGUCACACCAUCGAGAAGUGCUACAAGAAGCAUGGAUACCCUCCCGGAUGGGUGGCUGGCUAUAAAACCAAGAACAAGCAGCCCCAGGACAUACAGUAG